CAGCAGAGAAAGGGGGCGGGUCGAAGAGAAAGACAUUGCCACUUUAAGUGACUCAGGAAGUUAAAAAAAAAAAAAAAGAGCCAGCCAGGCCUGGUGUUUCAAAACUGAAACUGCUACGAGGAGUGUUUCUUUCUUUCGUAAAUCGAUCGGGGUAACUAGUGAAAAUCAUAAAGGGAGGGAGGUGCUAAGUAAUAGGGAUCCUUUAAAUUAUUUGGGUGUCAGCCAAAGCCGGCAGUGAAGGAGAUAAAGCGGAGAAAGAAAGCUUAUUAGAGGAAAUCACCGAAAUAGGCCGGUUCAGUGUAGGAAGAGAGUAGAUGAAGGAAUAGCAAUCUGAAAGGAAAACUGCUUCCCACCAAAUAACAGUUAAAGUCUGUAGUUGUUCGAAAGGGGGGGGGGGGACUGCAACAGUAGUAAAUAGUGAGCAGCACAGAAGAAUAGGGACUGAACAAGUAGGUCUUGUCAGGCUCAGACAGGAAAUGGCUUCUGCAGACGAUGGGGAAGAGUUGCCACAAGACAGCACGUGUGAUGCCUGCGAGCCCGACGAAGCACCAGCUGCCGUGCAGAUCUGUCAGGACUGUGGCUUUUCCUUUUGCCAUCUUCACGCAGAGGAGCACAGCCAGAAGUACAGGGCCCACCGCAUGACUGAUUUUGUCACUCCAGGGGGGCGGGGGCAGGGGCAGGCAGGCAGCCAAGAUGUAACAGGGGAAGUGCCCAUGGAAGAAGAGACUCACAAGCUGGAGCGGAAGAAGUGUGAAGAGCAUGGGGAAGAUCUUAGCUUGUAUUGUAAAGAGCAUGAGAAAAUUAUCUGUGUGUUGUGUGCGGUGUCUGGCUCUCACCAGAAGCAUGAUAUCAUCACUCUGAAUGAUGCCUAUGAAGCCAUCAGGAAUAGAGAUCAUGUUGACCUGAAGGUGGCUAUGCUAGAGAUGGUGGAAAGAUUGAAGUUCAAGUGUGCAGAUCCCAAAGUGACUCAGGGUGACAUGAAGUUGUGCAUUCAGCAUGAAUUUGAAAAGGUACGUCGCCUGGUUUGUGAAGAGGAAGAGAAAGCUCUCCAUCUGGUGGAUCUUCAGGAAGCCUUGGCCACUGCUCACACAACAGAGGUUCUGGCAGAAAUUGAUGUCCGCAUGGCAAAAUUGAUGACAGAAAUGGCAGAGCUCACAAGACAGCUGAACACCUUUAAUGAGCUAGCCCUGCUCAAGCCUGAGAGCACAGAUGAAGAAUCCAGGACCAACAGCUUUCCUCUGCCUUUGCCAAGUCCUUCCCGAAGGGACAGACAAUACAAUGAUGGGGAUCUACCACCUGCCAAUGGGCCCUGUUGACUCAGCAAGAAGGAUGGCCCCUGCAUUCAGUCUCCGUAUGGUGAAAACUGUCCUGAAUACAUAGCAGAAGAGACUGCAGACAUCUUUGCUGUACUUUUCACCUGUCUCUAAAACAGUCUGUUCCUUCUUCCAGAUGUAUAUUUUGUGAAUACACUGCUUGUCAUACCAAAUGAGUUAUUUGCUGAUCAAUCACUUUACUGCUUAGGGUUGACAAAACAUCUUGCAUAAAGUAAGUCACUUGCCUUUUGAAACGUGGAAUUUCUAAGUUAAAAUCAAGACAGGAUCACAGUAGAAAAGGAGAAAUAUGGGUGUGAAUAUUGCACUGAUUUUCAAGUGACAGGAUUCCUGAGGACUUGGUUUGAAUUAUUCAGUGUGAGUGAGAUGAAGAAAUUACAGAAGGGGAAAAUUACUCCUUUAAGUCACAUAUAAGAAUAAAAAAUUAAUUUAGGGUUCUUUAAAAGAUGCUGCCUGAGUAGUAAAAAAUGAUACUAUGCAGUUCUAAUAUUUCUCAACCUUUUUUGUGCAUUGUAACAUUAUAAAUGAGGCUAAUACUUUACAAUCAGAGUGUGCAGACUUUAAAGUCCAGUUCAUAUUGUGGUUCUUAUGCCUUAAAAAUAAGUGUAGAACUAUAGAAAUGAACUUCACGAGAUUUUUAAAAAAGAAUUAUUUCUUUCUAGCUAGGGGUAGUUUUAGGUUUAAACUGCCCAACAAUAAGAGCAAUAAAGACAUAUUAUUCUUGAAGUGAUACAGAAAUUCAUGAGACCAUAGAGUUGGAAGGAUCUUGUCUGAACUGGACUAUCCUCCAGUAGUUUUCUGUGUCAUGUGGAAUACUUAACUAUAAAUAUGUGAAGCUGCCUUAUACUAAACUAAGGCACUGGUCAUCUUCCUCAGUACUGUCUACUGUGACUGGCAGCAGCUCACCCAAGUUCUAAGACAAAGGUCUUCUCCACUGCCUGCCACCUCAUGAUUUAAUUGGAGAUGCCAAGGACCAAUGUUCCCUCUAAUUUUUCCUCACUACUGAACGGAACAGUUCACAUCCUGAACAGAUGUGAUCUGCUGUAAUCUUAAAAUGAGCAGUGUAAGACCCUGCACAGCUCCAGAUUGCUGCUGAGUGUGGCUUCCUGUGUUAAUGAGCGGCCACUCAUGCACACAGCUUAGAGGGAACAUUGCCAAGGACUGAAACUUCUGCUAGCAAAGCAUAUGUUUUAUCACAUGGCUUAUCGUGUUACUUACUGCUAAGUGGAAACAGAAAAACUGCAAGGAGAUCUGUGUGUUUACCCCCAAGUGUGGUUGAUGGACAGCAGUAUACAAAAUAACCAUCCGUUGCCCCAAACAGUUGUUCAUCCUUGAUCUUAAUGGCCUAUCUGUCCCUUCAGUCUUACAAGAAUCUGCAUUUGGGAUUUUUUUUUUUUAGUGAAUUAAGUGAAGACUAAUUCCAGAAGACUCCCAUGUCACCUACCUUGGCAUCCUUGUGGUUAUUAGCAGAGGCAUAAAUUAGCAUCCUUAGCUCUGGAAGUGGAUUGGGCCAAUGCAUCAGAAGGUAAUCUCUCAUUUUCAGGGAAACAAAGAGGCUUCUACUUGUGCAAGUUGUCAGAUUUGCACUCAUGGCUGGAGAUUUACUAUAUGAAUAUCGGCAUAUGAUAAUUUAAUAACUAGUUAAGACUAUGAAGUUGGCUUGUACGAACACCCAUGCAAACUUUUGUAUAAAAGUUAGCUAUAUUCUUUCUUCUGAUUAUUUUCUACAGUUGUCUGCAUUCUUUGAUGUUUUCUGACCUGUAUGUAUGCAGUCAAUAAAAAUAAUGUCUG
Heteronotia binoei (common prickly gecko) is the source of this 3122-nucleotide messenger RNA. RefSeq names its product tripartite motif containing 44 (gene TRIM44). Gene Ontology annotation, molecular function: zinc ion binding. The transcript has 6 exons. The coding region runs from base 477 to 1316 and encodes 279 amino acids. NCBI's taxonomy places the organism in Eukaryota, Metazoa, Chordata, Lepidosauria, Squamata, Gekkonidae. The record is from RefSeq and is a predicted model, not a curated record.